Phlebotomus papatasi is the source of this 2831-nucleotide messenger RNA. Its product is annotated as medium-chain acyl-CoA ligase ACSF2, mitochondrial-like. The record is from RefSeq and is a predicted model, not a curated record. The transcript is spliced from 4 exons. The coding region runs from base 1 to 1638 and encodes 545 amino acids. Gene Ontology annotation, biological process: fatty acid metabolic process. Gene Ontology annotation, molecular function: medium-chain fatty acid-CoA ligase activity. Lineage: Eukaryota; Metazoa; Arthropoda; Insecta; Diptera; Psychodidae.
AUGGAGCCUCUAGUGUACAGGACUGUUGGACAGGAGUUAAGCCGAGUUGCGAGUGAAUUUGGUGAUCACGAAGCUUAUGUGUGUGUUGAGGAGAACAAGAGAUUCACAUAUGAUAAGCUAAAAAUAAAGUCAGAUCGUUUGGCUGCUGGAUUUAGUGCCAUUGGUCUAACCAGAGGAGAUCGAAUUGGAAUUUGGGCUCCUAAUGUUGCAAUGUGGCCAGUUGUGGCAUUUGCAGCUGCAAGAGCUGGACUUAUUCUCGUCACCCUAAAUCCAGCUUAUGAGCCUCCAGAGAUGGAAUUUGUUAUGAAGAAAGUUGGGAUCAAAACUCUUGUCACGUCAGAGAGUUUUCGUAGUGAGGAAUACUACGAAAAACUAUUAAAAAUUGUACCCGAAUUGGAUAGUUCUUCUACAGGAAAAAUUCAAAGCAAGAAACUGCCACUACUUUCCAGCAUUUUAAUUGAUUCUGACAAGUACUUCCCAGGAACAUUUCGGCUGACUGACGUAGAAGCCAUGGCAACAACUUCUCAAAUUAAUGAAAUUGAAGAUCAACAGAAAACUAUUAGCCCAGAUAGUGGUUACAUCAUUCAGUUUACAUCUGGAACAACAGGAGCACCAAAAGCUGCUCUUUUAAAGCACUUUGCUAUUGUUAACAGUGCAAUUUCUUUUGGAAAUCUAAUUGGAUUGCUAAAUGCGAAAAUAUGUGCUCAAGUUCCAUUUUUUCACAUAUAUGGAGUUGUAGGUACAAUCAUGGCUAGUUUAUCUUCACAUGCAACGGCUGUGCUUCCAUCGAUUGUCUACAAUCCUGAUAAAUCUCUUAUCUCGAUUAAAGAUGAAGAGUGUCAAGUUAUUUAUGGUACACCAACAAUGUAUGUUGACUUAGUGAGCAAACAAAGAGAAAAGAUGUUCGAUCUUAGGGUAAAAACUGCUAUAACUGGAGGAGCAUUAUGUCCAGCACAGUUGUGUAAGGACAUGAAGAAUGUACUGAAAUUGGAGAGAGUGCAAUCAGUUUACGGAAUGACCGAAACAACUGGACUGAGUUUCGCUUCGCUUCCUAAUGAUACAGAUGAGCAGGGUCUCGAGACAAUUGGUUACGUUCUGGAUCACGUUGAGGUGAAAGUAAUAGACAAAGAGGGGAACCCUGUACCAUUUGGAACACCAGGAGAGCUAUGUACUCGUGGAUACUUAAACAUGCUAAAAUACUGGGAUGAUGAAGAAAAGACUAAGGAAAUUAUAGAUAAAGAUGGUUGGCUAAGAACUGAGGAUCAGUUUGUUCUCCAAGAAGAUGGAUAUGGAAAGAUCAUUGGAAGACUAAAGGAAAUAAUCAACAGGGGAGGAGAGAACAUUUAUCCCAAAGAAAUUGAAAACUUCUUGGCUACAUGCCCUCAAAUUGCCGAAGUUAAUGUUCUUGGGGUUCCGGAUGAGCGUUUAGGAGAGGAAAUAUGUGCAUUUGUACGUCUCCGAGUAGGGUCUGAAUCCUUCACUGAGAAGGACAUUAAGGAAUUUUGUAAGGGAAAAAUUGCAUUUCAUAAAAUUCCGAGAUACAUUGAAAUAGUAACAGAAUUCCCGAAGACCCUUUCAGGCAAAGUUCAAAAGUUCAAACUGCAGGAGGAGUUCAGUAGAUCAGCUCAUGGUAGGUGAAACUCUCCAAUGAUCGUUCAGCAAUUAAAUUUGAUGUUGAAAUCUUUUACAAUUGCAGUUUCAAAUCAAAUUUUAUUAGAUUUGAGCAAUUUUUUGGUUAAUAAACCGCCCAGUUAAUUACUUUACGUUUUCUUUUACAAAAAAAAGCAUCAAAAUACCUCAAAGUCCUGGAAAACUUAGGGUCAAUUUAUACUAUCACUGUAUAAAUUUGCAUUAUUAGAAUCGAAUUUUAUAAAUUGUGCAAAAUUUCUUUUUAAUACUUACGUUUUAUAAAAAUAUUGCUAUUUGAAACUCGUAAUAAAGCGUACUAGAGUAAGGGCUCAUAAUUUUGACCAGUCUUCUUAUAAACAUCGAUGUUCCAAGUUUGAAGUGCGAUAUUUUUAAUACUAAUUUACUUUUUUUGUUACUCUCUUUUCAGAAGGGUUGUUUAGAAACUUGGAAAGGGUUUAUUGUCUUUGUUUUUACUAAAAUUAGUUUUAAUACGUUUAAAAAUGAAUUGAUAUAUAGAGAUGAAUUUGACUCUUAUUUUGGACAAUUUGGUUAUUAAUUUGGACAACUUGGCUAUAAAUAUGGACAGCUAAUCCGCCUCAACAGGAUGCCCAUUGUCCUUCAUUCAUGAACCAAUCCUACCAAGUCCUCUUCCUGUUCAUGUAAGGGAAACGUAGAAUGUCACAAGAAGCCCGGAAACUUUCCAUAUCAUUCAUUAAAGUGAGUUGACUUCGAUACUCUAAGUACGUGCGGAUUCGCUCAUUCCCUGGCAUUUCCGGGAGCCUUUCAGGGCAUUUCUCGCUACAUUUCUUUCGUAGAGAUGAUGCUUCUUUGUUUCUCCAGGUAUUUGUCCAACCUAGUCAUCACAAAGGCUACAACUUCACGAAAUUUCGUGAGAAAAACACCUGUCCAAAAUAAGGAGUAUCAUCUCACUGGUAAAUGUCUUAAAACAUUUCCCAUUUUUCACACGAAAAAUCAAAUUCACAAGGCAAACCUCACUUCAGGUAAAAUGUACAAAUCACCAUUAAUGUAAAUCAACACAAUAUUCAAUGAAUAUUUAAAAAUAUCACUGGAAAACAACGAGGAAAAAAUGUUAGUACUUCACCACAGCUAAAUAAGACUGAAGUAAACACGAAGUUCUGUCAUAUUUCUCGUAAGCAAUUGCUCACACUGAAUUUUUAACAAAGCAAUUUCAACUCAAAUCA